Molecule: messenger RNA, 2530 nt
Organism: Nilaparvata lugens (brown planthopper)
Lineage: Eukaryota; Metazoa; Arthropoda; Insecta; Hemiptera; Delphacidae
Exons: 15
Coding region: 476-1219 (247 amino acids)
Source: RefSeq, a predicted model, not a curated record
GUUGAUAAGAAGAUUUGGAAGUGUAUGUUUUUUGUGGCUUCAAGUUAGAUUGUCAAUUAUGGUAGAUAAAUAAAAAAAAUCAGUUUAUUCCAGUGUUUGAAGUGUUUUGUAGUUUAAUUUGAAGUUUAGUUUGAAGUUUAGUUUAGUUAAUCAUGGAUUUCCUGAGAGUUAUCAAUAUAUUGUUGAUAGUCUUCAUAUCUGCUGAAUACGCUCUCUCUUCAAAACAAGGAGCAGCUAUGUUGGAUAAGCAUGCCGAGACCAGGGGGGAAACCGUAAAGAGACAACCAGAACCACCUAACCACGAAAUCGGGACCCCAGGAAAGGAGAAAAGGGUGCAACAGAGAGCGUCAAUGAUGAUGGAUAAGCAUGCCGAGACCAGGGGGGAAACCGUGAAGAGGAAAGACAAGCCAAUCCAAGAGAAAAGGGCAGCCAAGGGAAAGUGGAAAUCAAUAUAGGGAUCUUUCCGUUGGAGAGCAUGAAGAUGGGGAAAAAAAAAGAAGAACACCAUAAAGAAGAACACCAAAAAGAAGAACAACAAAAAGAAGAAAAACAAAAAGAAGGACAACAACAACAAAUGGGAGUUGAUCCGAAAAAGAAAUAUGGAAAUCCAACUAGAAGAAUUUUCUACGAUGCUGAUGGGAUAUGUACCUGUGGAGAAGAAGCUGAUAACGUAUAUGUGGUGAAACCAGGUGAACAUUUCGUAGAAAAGGAUGAAGUAUUAAUAUGUGCGAAUUCAUCUAGAAUAACUUUCGGUGAUUAUGUGUAUCUAUCCAAUUAUGGACUUCCUAAAAAUGUGGCACAAAAGGAAUAUAUGAUAUGCAUGAUCAGAACAUUUGGGUCAGAUUUCUUCAAUAACGAUUUGACAUCCAAGACUGGGACUGGAUUUAAACUAGGAGUUGCCCACUUUCUAGCACAGUAUGCUGGAUUUGAUAAAUUCAAGCCAUAUCUCUAUCCUGGAGACAAAGAAAUAUAUCAGAAACAGAAUAUUGAUGUUGCUAAAUUCAGAGGAAGUGUUGUCACUUUCAUUAAAGCAUUAUUGAAAAAGCAUUCACGUGGUGAAAAUGAUUACGAAACACUUGACAACCUUAUCGGACCAAUCGAGAGAGAUGAUGACAAUUUGAAGAAACAGUAUGAAGAAAUCGUCAAAACUGCAAUAAGUAUAAGGAAGGCGAAAUUUGAACACGAGGAAAAAACUGGAGAGGCCUACUAUAUUAAGUAAAAGAGGCGAAGUUAGAACUCAAAACCCCUAACCACCUAUCAGAUUGGCUCGAUCUUGACUAUUACUUGGCUGAUGAAAAAUGAUUAUUAUGUUAUUCAUUAUUUAUAAUUAGUUCUUAUUAUUUAUGUCAUUAUUAUAUAUUAAAACACCUUUCUUCUUCUUUUUCAUAUUCCUCUACUUCCUCUUUUUCUUCUCCUUCUUCUUCAUCAUCUUCUUCUUCUUCUUCAUCUUCUUCAUCAUCAUCAUCAUCAUCAUCAUCAUCAUCAUCAUCAUCAUCAUCAUCAUCAUCAUCAUCAUCAUCAUCAUCAUCUUCUUCUUCAUCAUCUUCUUCUUAUUAUUCUUUUUCUUCUUCUCCUCCUUCUUCAUCUUUUUCUUAUCCUUCUUCUUCAUCAUCUUCUUCUUCAUAUUCCUCUUCUUCUUCUUCAUCAUCAUCUUCUUCUUCAUAUUCCCCUUUUCUUCUUCCUCUUCUACUUCUUCUCCUAUCUUAUUUUUCUUCUUCUUCUUCUUAAUCACCUGUCUUCUUCUUAUUUUUUUCUUCUCAUGUCUUCUUGUUUUUCUCCUGUUUUCUCCUUCUUCUUCUUCUCCUUCUUCUUCAUCUUCAUCCUUCUCUUCUUCUCCUUCCUCUUCUACUUCUUCUCCACCUGUCUUAUUUUUCUUCUUUUUUUCUUCUUUUUAAUCACCUGUCUUCUACUUCUUCUUCUUCUCUGGUUUUCUUCUUUUUCUUCGUCUCCUGUCUCCUUCUUCUUUUUCUUCUCAUGUCUUCUUCUUGUUCUUCUUCUGCUUCUUCUUCUUAUUCAUCCUCCUCUUCUUCUUCUCCUUCAUCUUCCUCUUCAACUUCUUCUUCUUCCUCUUAAAAAUCUUCUUCUCCUGUCUUAUUCUUCUUCUUCUUCACCAGUUUUCUUUGUCUCCUGACUCCUUCUUCUUCAUCCUUUUCUUCUUCUUCUUCAUCUUUCUCUUCAAUUUCUUCUUCUUCCUCUUCUACUUCUUCUUCUCCUGUCUUAUCUUUUUUGUUCUUCUACUUCUCCUCCUUCUCAUUCUCCUUGCCCUCCCCCUCCUUCUUCUUCACCUCCUAACAUUAGGAUUAUUUAUCUUAUCCUAGAAAUAUUAUAUAAUUAUCCAUUAUGUUUGUUUUGAACUUUUCUUCAGUUGUUUUAAUUAUACUUUCAGUUCAAUAGAAAUAUUCUUUUAUUAGCAUUUAGAAUAGUUCCCUUUUAUGAAAUGUAUCUAUUUCAUUAUGUUUUUUGCUUUGAUUUACUUUUAUUUUGUUUGUGGUGUUGGGUAUUUUACUAAUAAAGUUUGCUGCAAGUUAUA